Messenger RNA from Orycteropus afer afer, 1027 nucleotides. RefSeq names its product carbonic anhydrase 5B (gene CA5B). Gene Ontology annotation, molecular function: zinc ion binding; carbonate dehydratase activity. The record is from RefSeq and is a predicted model, not a curated record. NCBI's taxonomy places the organism in Eukaryota, Metazoa, Chordata, Mammalia, Tubulidentata, Orycteropodidae. Gene Ontology annotation, cellular component: mitochondrion; cytoplasm.
AUGGUCCUGAUGAAUGGCCUGCGACUCCUUUGUCAAGUGUUUCCUCACACCAAGCCGUGGCGAAGUAUCCAGAUUCCCAGGCCAGUGCAGAGACGGCCCUGCAGCCUCUACACCUGCACCUACAAAACCCGGAACCGAGCCUUGCAUCCGCUCUGGGAGAGCGUGGACCUGGUUCCUGCAGGCAAUCGUCAGUCACCAAUCAAUAUCCGGUGGAGGGAUAGUGUUUACGAUCCUUGCCUAAAACCUCUCACCAUCACUUACGAUCCAGCUACCUGCCUGCAUGUCUGGAAUAAUGGGUACUCUUUCCUCGUGGAGUUUGAAGAUUCUGCAGACAAAUCAGUGAUCAAAGGGGGACCCCUGGAUGACAACUACCGAUUGAAGCAGUUCCAUUUUCACUGGGGGGCCAUCGACACCUGGGGCUCCGAGCACACCGUGGACAGCAAAUGCUUCCCGGCGGAGCUGCACUUGGUGCAUUGGAAUGCAGUCAAAUUUGGAAGCUUUGAGGAUGCGGCACUGCAGGAAAAUGGUUUGGCCGUCAUAGGCAUCUUUUUAAAGCUAGGCAAACAUCAUAAAGAGCUGCAGAAACUGGUGGAUACAUUGCCGUCAAUUAAGCAUAAGGAUACCCUUGUGGAAUUUGAGUUGUUUGACCCUUCCUGCCUGAUGCCCACCUGCCCAGAUUACUGGACCUACUCAGGGUCUCUUACCACCCCGCCACUCUCUGAAUCUGUCAUCUGGAUCAUUAAGAAGCAACCAAUAGAGGUUGGUCAUGGUCAGAUAGAGCAGUUUCGGACCCUGCUUUUCACAUCAGAGGGGGAGAAAGAGAAAAGAAUGGUCGACAACUUCCGCCCCCUUCAGCCCCUAAUGAAUCGCACUGUCCGCUCGUCCUUCCAUCACGAUUACGUGCUGAAUAUACAGGCAAAACCCAAGCCGCAGAGCAGCCAAGCUACGCCCUAAGACAUUGCCAUCUAGGCAGUAUAUCAUCUAAGUACAUGUUGACUUUUCAACAUGGUUAACUAGACUAUUCUAA